Diprion similis is the source of this 2944-nucleotide messenger RNA. RefSeq lists its product as uncharacterized. Lineage: Eukaryota; Metazoa; Arthropoda; Insecta; Hymenoptera; Diprionidae. Bases 200 to 2803 code for a protein of 867 amino acids. The transcript has 13 exons. The record is from RefSeq and is a predicted model, not a curated record.
GAGGUCAAAGACGAGGUUUGGUACUUACGGGUUCCCGCGGUUUGUGAUGAAUUCUAAACAAUUUUCUGACAUCUGAUUGUGCAAUUGUGGAUAAAUGAACAGAACGGUGAUAAAGUGAUACGGCAGUAAAACUUGAAGAACGUGUAAUUUGACUAGCUAAUGUCAUCAAACUUUUCACAGCAACAACGGACAAAGGACCAUGGGCAGCCAACGAUCAGGCUCAUUAUCACAGACGUCCGACGGCUACUUUUCCGUCGAUGCAAGUAAUUUCCAAGAACUUCUACCAAGGCUUAAAGAUUUUCUUAGAGAAACUGAUUGCCGAGUACAGCUGGCGGCCAUCAGGACGUUGUUGGGUCCAUGUGUGGCAAUUUGUUCGCCAAAUUUACUCGGCGAGACAAUUUUAGACGACGCAACUCCUGUCGCACGACGUUUAUUCUUCGAGACCGUAGACCGGGUAGAAGGACUGGUAACGUCAGCGACAUUCGAUGUCCUAAAUGAUGUCAGAGGGAGAUUGGAAUUCUGUGAGGAUUUGAUGGAAUGUUGGACUCAGUGUCUCGUCCAACUGUGCAAGCUUGGAAAAUUACCUGCUUUACAAGUACGAGCGGUUUUGGAAAAUGUUGUCGAAGUAAUAAAACGGUCCUUCGAACAUUGCAAAACAAGCGAAGAAGCUUACGGCGUUUUAUUCGAAAAGGUUAACGAAAGGCUAACAACGUUGUUUCGAAAAACGAACGAGGUGCAAAAAUUAUUCUGUCAUAUUCUGGAACGAGUAAUAGUAUUUAAUAACGAUGUAAAAUCUGAAUUAUCCGCUCUGGCUAAAGCUGUUAGCGUAACGGGAGAAAUCUGCUUGCUGAUCGACGGAUUGGACACGAAAAGUAUGGCAGAAUGUUGGAAAGGCUUUACUAAAAUCGCCGUCAUUUAUUGCAAGGACUUGAAGACAUUUUCACCGCCUUGUGUCACUCCGCACUUGGCUUCACUCGCAGAUGCAGUUUCUUCGUCUGUUCGAACGAUAGUAGAAGAAGCUGACCAAGCAAACGUCGCGCGAUCGAUAAAGUUGCAUAAACUCUUGUUGAAAAUCUUGCACAAACUGUGUGGUUCAUAUUCUGGAUAUUUGGGAAACGUUGCUGCCUCAGCUGUGCUUCGACUGCUUGUCCAACUUCAUAGGUAUUCGCGGUCCUGUCUAAAAAUGCUGAACAUUCAACUUGAAAUUGUCGACUCUAUUGAGGCCAAUUUUACAUCAAGUAUAGAUCAAUUAUUAGACGCCGUUAUCACCGACUCGGAACUUAAACAGGCUCUUUUCACGUACAAAUCGAACGGCACGGCGGAUGAUAUUGGAUAUUAUUUUUUAACCGUAAACAUAGUCAAUAAACUGAUUGCAACAUCCAACGAAUCAGAACGCCUAUGGCGGAAGUCACCAUUCGAUAUUUUGGAAGUAGCCUUUGCCAAUGUCAACCUUCUACAAGAAGAACUUUUCGCGGGGGAACUUUAUUUGGGAAAUCUGCCGCUUUACGAUGCUACUUUGAUCGCGAUCUGCGGACUGGUAGCAUCGACGAGAGACGAGGAUUUUCCAUCCCUCGAAAUUAUCCUUUUGAAGAAUCUUUUGGGUGGAAAUCUAUGGUGUUCUCUAAUGGCCGCUGACGUUUGGUGUUUCAUUGGAAAGUACGCGUCUUCAGAUUUAUGCUACAACCACAUUAAGUACUUGUUGUCUGUAUAUGAACAUUUAAAAAACCGAAACACCUCUCUUGAGGCUGUGAUGUUAGAGAAUCUGAUAUUUCGGCUUUACAUCCAAUCGCCGUGUGAGACGAAAAAUCGUCUGAUCGACAAAUUCGAGACAAAUAAGGCCCGUUUUUGGACACCUUUAAGGCGCUGUAUCUCACAAAGCGAUAAAAUGUUUUUGUACGAGUUGACUUUGCUGGAAGUUGAAAGUAUUGCCACGACCUGGGAAACCCUCCACAAGCAACCCUCCGUUGAAAAUUGGUCUCGUCUUAUAAACCAGUUGUCUAUUGUCGGAACUUUCGGUCAAUACCAAAACGAGGACAUUGUCAAAACUCUAAUUGAAAUAUGGAACUGCCUGGGGAAAUCUAUGGACGAGUUUGACGGUAUACAUUUGCAUAUUAUCACUCAGCUAAUCGCUGUUCUCUUUGAGGCGACGCUAACUCUCCAAGAUCGCGACAAAGAUCAUUGCACUAUACUAUCAACAUUGACGUCUCUGGUCCCUCAAAUAGCUCCAUGCCUGCGAGUUCGUGUGUCGAAUUACCUGAAGGAAUCAACAGAGAAUUUUGAAAAAAGCGGCUCUAAGACGGUAGAGGCAUUGUCGAAUCUUUACUGUUCACUGUUGGACGAUUCAAAUCCGUGGAGUAAAGAGGAAGCAUUGGAAAGUCUCGCACACGUAACGAGCGCAUCGCACAAGGAACUAGCGUUAGGAAUCGUGGAUGCAGUCGCUGGCGUCCCAAAAGUACGCGAUAGCGUUUCGCUUUAUCUAUCUCAGACUCCGUUGGACAGUCUGAGGGGAUUUACAUCGCCGGAAUCGUUCUUGAGACAAUUAUUCCAAGUCCACAGAAGAAGUACGCCCGGGAAUCACGUUUGUACGGAUCGUGAUGAAUCCCACAGGGAAGAGAAACGCCGGAAACUUGAAGCUGCCCGUGGAACGACGCCGGGGACUCCAGACGAUAUUCGAUAUCGUAUCGAUAGAUUAUCUGACGAUAUUGAUCACAUAUUAUCACGAAAGCAAGAUCUGACUGAAUUUUUUUCAAAUAGGCUCGACGUCAUAGCUAAUAAAAUAAUUUCUGCUUUGCAUGAAGGAUGAUUUGAAACUAUAAAUUCAUCCGGUAUAAUAACACACAUUUCUCGACGUAGUUGCUAAGCUUUACAAUAUUGUAAUCUAUAUUUAUUUAUAAGAAGAAAACACGGAGAAAAUGACAACUUGAAAGUUUGGGAUAAAAAAGAA